UGGGCUUUGUUUGCAGUGUGAGAAAAUCUGAAGUCUAAAACUAAAAAGGAAGUCUCUGUAGUUGACAAACCACAGAGUUAGCCCUGCAAGACAAAUGUAGGUCGCACUUCAUUUACAUAUGAGCAAAAAGAGUGCUCAACCCAGAACUGCACUAACACCUUCCACAGAGAUGUUUUGUAAGCAAAACAAUAUUUUCUUAUGAUCUUCACCAAGGUGAUGCCAAACCAGCGCAUUAACUCCAGGAGUACCUUAACUAAGGGUCUCCUUACCAGUCUAUGGAGAACAUGAGCAACGACAGUACCGGAUCCUACCACCUUCCUGCUGACCCACUGGUGGUGCCUUUUCUGGCGGUGAUCAUCUUCAUGACUGUUGCUGGCAAUCUACUGGUCAUCAUCGCCAUCACCCGCACCCUCCAACUCCACACCACCACCAAUGUCUUCAUCACCUCCCUGGCCUGCUCCGGACUCAUUAUGGGCUGCCUGGUUCAGCCGCUGGGGGCUUCUCUGUUGGUGACGGGGAACUGGCUCCUCGGCAACGUCGCCUGCGAGCUCUGGAUAUCCGUGGAUGUCCUCUGUGUGACAGCCAGCAUUGAGACACUGUGCGCCAUCGCCGUGGACCGCUACGUCGCCAUCACGCGUCCCCUCAGGUACCCGUCCCUACUCGGGAAACGGCGGGCGCGGCUCGUGGUCUGUGGGGUGUGGGCUGUGGCGGCCCUGGUGUCCUUCGUCCCGAUCAUGAGCCAGUUGUGGCGUGCUCAUGACGACACAGUGGUCAGGCAGUGCUACGAGGAGCCGCGCUGCUGUGACUUCAUCACCAACAGGCCCUACGCCAUUGUGUCGUCCGUGGUGUCCUUCUAUGUACCACUGCUGAUCAUGGUCUUAGUGUACAGCAGAGUUUUCCUCAUUGCCACACGUCAGGUCAGACUGAUGAAUAAAAGUGAGCUGCGUUUCCUCAGUGGGAGUGACAUCAAGCUGAUAUCGCACUGGCACUGUGACAGCCCCGGGAGCCCUUCUGACAGGGCCGGAAACAUCACCGACACGGCCGGAAACAUCACCGACACGGCCGGAAACAUCACCGACACGGCCGGAAACAUCACCGACACGGCCGGAAACAUCACGGGCAGGGCCGGAAACAUCACGGGCAGGGCCGGAAACAUCACGGACAGGGCCGGAAACAUCAUGGACAGGGCCGGAAACAUCACGGACAGGGCCGGAAACAUCACGGACAGGGCCGGAAACAUCACGGACAGGGUCGGAGAUAUUGACUGGACUGAUGACACUUGUGCUGGAAGGAGCUUCAGUUUCAGCUCAAUACAGUGGUGGAACCCGGGCCGCAGGUCCACUUGGCCAAAUGUCCUGAAAGAACAUAAAGCCCUGAAGACCCUUGGGAUCAUAAUGGGGACCUUUACUCUGUGCUGGUUGCCCUUCUUUGUGUCCAAUAUCAUUAAGGUGUUUGAUCCAGAUAUCCCCUCCAGGGAGAUUUUUAUUCUGCUCAACUGGCUGGGCUACUUUAAUUCAGGCCUGAAUCCCAUCAUCUACUGCCACAGCCCAGAGUUCCGCUCAGCCUUCAGGAACCUUCUAGGCUGAUUUUCUAAACUGGGGCUCAGCAACAUGUUCCAGGGCAUAAGUGCUAGUCCCAAUCUGGAGGAAAGCAGAGCCCUUUCAGAGAUUCACUGUAGCCGGGAUAAGAGCCAGGGACAGAGCCAGGAGCGGGUCAUUGGACUGAAGCAGGAGCAGGUCAUGGGACAGAGCCAGGAGCAGGUCAUGGGACAGAGCCAGGAGCAGGUCAUGGGACUGAGGCAGGACCAGCUUCAGACAUAAUUGACCAAACAAAAGGCUGUGACUGUGGAUCUGACUUUUCAGGGAUCUUUGUCCAUCGGGGCUGCAGAUGUUUUGGGGCUGCAGAUGUUUUGAUAUUGUAGCAGUCUCAGCCAAUUUCUACGAUUAGAACAAUCAUAAAGUUGGAGAAUUCAUUUCGUCAAGAUUAGAUACUGUUUAAAACAUUCUAUAUAAAAAAUACUUUAUAGCAUAUUAUAACAUAAGACCUGUGCACUCAUCUAAGAUAGCUAAUUAGGACAACCACAGUCCAUGAAUACUAUGAUUUUCAGGUAAGGAGAUGUCAGUAAAGAAAUGAAGCAAAUACAGUAUGAAGCGCUAUGUUACAUAUUUAGAAAUGUAAGUAUAAUUUAUGUUGCAAUUGUAAGGGAAAGUAAUGGAAACUUUCUAAUUUAUAUAUUUUGUACCAACAGAGGUCCAAAAACAUCAAUAACCACCAUAAAAUGUGAUUUUUUAUCUUAGUAAUAAUUUGAAAUGAAGGAUUUGAAACAUGAGGAUAUUCCGUAUUGGAGUUAGCAAGAUACAUUUUGGGGGGAGACAGCUUUACUUAUUAUUUUGAUGUCACAAUUUGGAACAAGAAAGAUGGAGUUCACUUCAUAUUAUUCGGGGAGUAUGUUUGGUUUUAUUAUGAAUGUGAUUUGCUGGGUAUUCAUGAGUCGGGGGAUUGUGGAUGUAGAAUUUCUGACAUAAUUCUGAGAAAUAGAGGGAUGAACAGUGGCCAGAAUUGUAGAAUUUACUAGGUAACCAACAACUGAGAGAUUGUUAAAGUAAUUCUAGUUGAAAGAGUACUUCUAGUGUAAAAUGUACUUCUAUUGUAAAGGGUACUUACAGGGCAAAUGGUCCUUUUAGUGUAAAGGGUCCUUUUGUGUAAAGGGUCCUUCUAGUGUAAAGGGUACUUCUAGUGUAAAGGGUACUUCUAGUGUAGAGGGUACUUUUGUGUAAAGUAGUUAAUUUAGGUUGUAAGAAAUUCCUCUAAAAUACAUCUGCAUCUUACAUUCGAAUGUUGUGUUCAGGUUUAGAGGUUACAAUAAAAGGAUCCAACAUUGUCA
This is a messenger RNA of Esox lucius (northern pike), 2884 nucleotides long. It is a transcript of the gene adrb3b, whose product is annotated as adrenoceptor beta 3b. The record is from RefSeq and is a predicted model, not a curated record. Gene Ontology annotation, cellular component: membrane. Gene Ontology annotation, molecular function: norepinephrine binding; epinephrine binding; beta3-adrenergic receptor activity. Gene Ontology annotation, biological process: adenylate cyclase-activating adrenergic receptor signaling pathway; norepinephrine-epinephrine-mediated vasodilation involved in regulation of systemic arterial blood pressure. The transcript has 2 exons. Bases 276 to 1586 code for a protein of 436 amino acids. Lineage: Eukaryota; Metazoa; Chordata; Actinopteri; Esociformes; Esocidae.